AGUGUAGCCCUAGCAGUGCCACCUGUCAGUGUCCAUCAGUGCCACGUGCCAGUGCCCAUCAGUGCCACCUAUCAAUGCCAAUCAGUGCCACCUAUCAGUGCUACCAAUCAGUGCCACCUAUUAGUGCCAGGCAGUGCCGCCUAUCAGUGCCAUAUAUCAGUGCAAUGCAUCAGUGCUGCCUUUCAGUGCCCAUCAGUGAUGUCUGCCAAUGCCCAUCAGUGCCACCUAUCAGUGCUGCCAAUCAGUGCCACAUAUCAGUGCUGCCUAUCAGUGCGCAUCAGUGUGAUGGAUUUGGUAAAAUGCCUAUU
Molecule: messenger RNA, 308 nt
Organism: Staurois parvus
Lineage: Eukaryota; Metazoa; Chordata; Amphibia; Anura; Ranidae
Source: the annotation of a GenBank genome assembly